Molecule: messenger RNA, 1380 nt
Organism: Mitosporidium daphniae
Lineage: Eukaryota; Fungi; Microsporidia
Exons: 2
Coding region: 1-1380 (459 amino acids)
Biological process (GO): peptidyl-serine phosphorylation
Cellular component (GO): cAMP-dependent protein kinase complex; nucleus
Molecular function (GO): cAMP-dependent protein kinase activity; ATP binding
Source: RefSeq, a predicted model, not a curated record
AUGUCUUUGCCGCUGAAUUUAUCGGAUACUAGAGGCAAACGGCAAAACAUGAGCGGAACGCGUGAAAAUAGCCCGGUCGAUCCACAAUUAUUGAAUAUUCCAAGCAGAUAUUAUCCAUGCCCGAUAAUCUGUGAUCCGAUUUAUCAGCCGGUCCCGUCACCCUCAUAUAGCCCAUUAUUUCCGGAUUUUCAGUACGGGGAUCAAAUUUCGCUGAAUUAUCACCAGAACCAAUUGGCUCCAUGCCACCACUGCCAUAAUAACCAUGUUGCGUCUCCUUAUCUUUUUUCGAACCAACAAUACCAUCCUUCCUUUCAAAACCUGACCCUGGAUCAGUUUGAGCUAUUCAAUACCCUUGGGACAGGAACCUUUGGCAGGGUAUAUCUUUGCCGGUUUAGACAGCCAUUUUCACCCCCAAUUUCACCGGCCGCAGAUAUGCUCUAUUCGCCAAAUGGCAGACAAUGCUCGAGCUCCGAAUAUCGGUUUCAGCACCAAGUCAUCACAGAUUCUUCCUUCUUUGCGCUCAAAAUGAUGUCCAAACGGGAGGUUUUACGGCUGAAGCAGCUUGAGCAUGUUUUUUCGGAAAAGACGAUUCUUUUAUCGUGCUCGCAUCCUUUUAUCAUCCACUUGCAUUCAACUUUUCAAAACCAAAAAUAUCUGUUCAUGCUGUUGGAGUAUGGCUCUGGCGGAGAGUUAUUUUCAUAUUUAAAGAAAUACGGCAGAUUUUCUCUGCCGGUGACCCGCUUUUAUGCCGCCGAGUUGGUCCUGGCGUUGGAAUACCUGCACUCUCGAAACAUUGUGUUUCGGGACUUGAAGCCAGAAAACCUUCUUCUAGAUGCACUGGGACACAUUAAGAUCGCAGAUUUUGGCUUUGCAAAAGCACUCUUCGAAUCAAUGACUUGGACCCUUUGUGGCACUCCCGAAUAUUUAGCACCUGAAAUCAUCCAGGGCCAGGGCCACUCAAAAGAGGUUGAUUGGUGGGCCCUUGGAAUUCUCAUUUAUGAGAUGCUUGUGGGAUUUCCCCCGUUCUACGAUUCAAACCCAUUUCAGAUUUACGAAAAAAUUUUGCUCGGAAACAUUGCAUUCCCGGAGUGGAUUGAUCUUGACACCAGGUUGUUUAUUUCUCAUCUUCUCAAUGCAGACAGAAAAGAAAGAUUGGGGUCUUCCCUCUCCACAGGAGGCUCAAACGAUGUCAAAAAGCAUCCCUGGUUUACGGGGGUCGAUUGGAAUGCUAUCUAUUGGCGGCGGAUCCCACCGCCAAUAAGGCCCGCUUUGAGCUUUCCAGGCGACUCUGCGAAUUUUGAGCGGUAUCCAGAAAUUAGACCCGAACCUAUACCUUCUUGGGAAGUAGAUCCCUAUCAACACCUUUUUGACGGAUUUUAG